UACGGGGAUAUAACCUAGUGUAUUUGUAUGUGUUGAAAAUUUGCGAAUGGCAAUACAUGCGGAAAUAAAACACAGAUAAACUUAUCUUGUUGAGCGUAACAAAUUUCCUGCACCCCAUCCGCUAUCUCUAAGUAGUCGAAGAAGAAGAAGAAACAAUGAUCCUUCUUCAAUCACGAAUUUCGCCUCCUCUGAAGCUACCGCUAAUUGGGUCUCAUGCUUCUGUCUUCAUUCUCCGCAAACUUCCCAUCACUCGUCAACAUUUCUUCCUUCAGGCGUGUAGAAGAGAAAUGGGAACUUUUCAGACAGCUAAAAUCUCUGAUGUACAAAAGAAUUUGAUUAGGAUGUCAGUGUUUUCAAGUGGAUCAAUGGCAUGGGGAAAGCCAGCAGCAGCAGCAGCAAGCCAACAUCUGAAAAUGAAUCCUGUUUAUGAUGUCGGGGAAUUAUUUGAAUUAGGAAUCCAGCUGUCCUACCUUCUUUUGUUGUUAGGAUUGCUUGGUGUUGGAACAUUUUUUGUAAUACGACAAGUUCUUGUCCGCAGAGAACUUGAUCUUUCUGCUAAAGAGUUGCAGGAACAAGUGAGGAGUGGUGACGCAAGUUCAAUGGAGCUGUUUGAGCUAGGGGCAGUGAUGUUAAGAAGGAAGUUCUAUCCAGCUGCUACAAAGUACUUGCUUCAAGCAAUUGAUAAAUGGGAUGGAGAUGACCAGGAUCUUGCCCAGGUUUACAAUGCUUUGGGUGUGAGUUAUGUUCGUGAUGGGAAAACUGACAAGGGAAUAUCUCAGCUUGAAACAGCUGUGAAGAUUCAGCCAGGUUAUGUCACCGCUUGGAACAACUUGGGUGAUGCAUACGAAAAGAAAAAAGAAUACAAAUCAGCUCUAAAAGCAUUUGAGGAAGCCCUACUGUUUGAUCCUAACAACACCGUGGCACGCCCCAGGCGAGAUGCCUUGAAAGAAAAAGUGCAACUGUAUAAAGGAGUUCCUCUCAAGUCUAAGCAGAAAUGAUUUACAAUUUCAUUUUUCUUUUUCUUUUUUUCAUUUUCAAUUUGUUAUGUGAUUGCAAAUUUAUAUAGCUCUAGAAAUUUUGAUUGUGCUGUUUGUAGAAACAGUACAUACGUUACUUCUAUGUUGUUGGAGAAUACAGUCAUAUCAAUGACAUUAUGUCAGCCAAGUUGCCACUUGAUGACAUCAAUCUAUAUAUCCCCCAUCAGUUUUUUUA
This is a messenger RNA of Helianthus annuus (common sunflower), 1212 nucleotides long. Its product is annotated as tetratricopeptide repeat domain-containing protein PYG7, chloroplastic. The transcript has 5 exons. The record is from RefSeq and is a predicted model, not a curated record. Gene Ontology annotation, biological process: post-translational protein targeting to endoplasmic reticulum membrane. Bases 156 to 998 code for a protein of 280 amino acids. Gene Ontology annotation, cellular component: TRC complex; membrane. Gene Ontology annotation, molecular function: molecular adaptor activity; protein binding. NCBI's taxonomy places the organism in Eukaryota, Viridiplantae, Streptophyta, Magnoliopsida, Asterales, Asteraceae.